CAUGCAACUCAGAAGGGAAAGAAUCCAUCAUCAUGGCAAAACCAAUAAGGACAUCAAGUAAGACUGCAAUUAAAGUGUAGAUACAUUUCCAAGGUGAGUGAGAGUGGGGAUCAGACUGAAUUGGAGAGACCCAGAAUCCAGUCAUUAAAUAGUUCCAACAAGAAGAACUUCCCUCAAUUGUUGGAGAGUCGUAGAAAGAUGAUAUCCAGUUUUGUAGACCCUGUUGCUGAAACCAUGAGUUUCACAAAAAAGAAAUAUGAUCACCAUCAGAUCGGUUAUCCGAGGUAAACUCAAUUGGAAGACCAAUCCAAACGACCAUUUUGCGGAGAUUCUAAUGUGCACUAUAAUCGAAAGGACAUCUCAAGGAAUUUUGACAAAGCGGAUGACCAGAAUUCGGGGGACAAAGCCAAGUUGGCAAAUCAAAAGAUGGAGGAGAAUGCGAAAGGCAUUCAAGAAACACAACUGGUCGGAUUGGAAAACAAAGUAACUUUGGAGGGCAAGGUGGAUUUGGAGAAGGUGAGAGAUAUCAAGAGAUCCAUUCGAAGAAGAUAUGCAAAUAGGAAGAACUUCCAAAAGAUUUUCAAUUCUUGGGAUGAAGAUGCUAAUGGAGCCAUCAGUGUUAAGAACUUGUACAACAUGGUCAACAGGAUGGGCAUUAAUAUCAAUCAAGACGAAGCUAAGGUGUUGUUGGCUAGUGCGGAUAAGGAUGGAUCAAAUGAUUUGGGAAUGGAUGAAUUUAUGGAUCUCAUAUUUAACGAUAAGGACAUUCUGAACGUGGAUCUCAAAUAACUAGAUACCACCGAUAAGAAUACUGCCAUCAAUAUUUUGAUCUAAGAUGCUUAGUUGGCUCAUCAGAGGAAGCAUCACAAUCAAAUAAAUAUCAUACUUAAGAAUAGGGUAUUAAUGGUGUGUGUAUUCUUGAAUAGCAAUUGAAAUUGGGAUAGUGGCUGUUGGAAGCUGAUGAGAAGCAAGAAGGCUUUUUGAGUCAGAAGAAAUUCGAGGAGGUGGUAAAGAAGUUGAGGAUUGACGAGAAGAUCUUAAGCAAUGAGGACAUUAAGGAGUUGGCUAGCAAUUUUAGGGGAGACAAUCAAUUUAUUGAUUACAAACAAUUCAUCACUCAUUUGAAAUAGUUUCAAUUGAAAGAGGAAGUUUAUGUAAAUAUAUUAUAGCUAUUGAUCAGGAUGAUCCAUACGCUCUCAAGGAAAAGAUUGAAUUAAUUAAGAAUAAAUAGGAUAAAUAGAAGUAUUAAAAUAUUACAUUAUGUAGAUUUCGAAUCAAUGUUUUUGAUCUCACUAAAGUGAAUGGGUGGCAUCUGGAAAGAAUGAGAUAUCGAGCCAAUAAUAUGAUCAAUAAAUUAAAGAAGUAUCUCCCAGAUAAAGAGAAUUUCCAAGAGUAUUUGCAGGAGAAGGUCAAUGGAGAUACAAUCAAUCAAAAGGAAUUCAAUAAAUUAGUUGUCCAAUUCCUCAAUAGUGUAAAUGAAACGCAUCAUAAAUUCGACAUUGAAUCUCUCUUGAGUGUUGUUCAAUUCAAUCAAUAUAAUACAUAAUCCAAAUCUGAAGUAUUGAGAAUUCUUUACGAGUAUAAAUAUCUAAUUAUAUAAGCGAAAAUGAUGAUGACUUUUUCGAAAGAGCACAACAAUAGAUCAAGUAACCCCCGCCUCCUCAAGAUAAGGCGAUCUUACAAGGAUCACUACCUGAAGAAACCAAAGAUACUCAAUCAGAAAUUACUAAGAGUUAUUACUGCAGAGAUCUUGGCUUGUCCAUGAACUUGCCAAAUAUAAGGAAGCAAGUCCAGGCUGUUCUAAGGAAAGUGGAUGAUUAAAUAUUUAAUAAGAGAGAGAAACAAUUGAAGAUAUUUAAGGAAUUCGAUGUAGAUCAGGAUGGUUAUGUUUCAUAAGUAGAUUUGUAACAAAGAAUGAAACACAUUUUGACUUAGGAUGAAAUACGUUUACUAAUUUAAUAUAUCGAUCCAGAGAAUAAGGGAUUCUCAAAUUUCACAGAGUUUUCAUCAAAGAUUAGGAAUGGGAUGACCAUUCUGGAUGAGAAUGGGGCUCAAUUAAUCAACGUCAACACCCAACCGAGCAAAACCACCAUCAUAGCGGCUACUUCAUUUCUACCUGAAUUGUAAAAGUCUAUUGAUGAAUUCAAAAAACCCUUCAUUGCCUCUAAGAACAGAUCUGAUUAUAAACCGUCGACAAGAUACGGAGCAACACCUUGUUUGAAGGAUACCUUUGCGAAUAUUGUUCCUUUAGAGAAGAGUGGUCUAUGGGCAUCGGCAGAAUAAAGAUUCAGUAAGAACAGGGAAGAGUACUAGAAGGAAGAGAAGAAGUUAAAGGAGUUUAGAUAGGAGUAGAAGCUGGAGAGAAUUAGAAGUUAUCAAUAGGAGAUAAGGGGUAGAAUUAAAUCAUAAGAUGAUUUCCAAAAAUGAACAGCAAUUUUAAAUGAUAUAUAUUUAUGUAUUCAUUACGC
Paramecium octaurelia is the source of this 2468-nucleotide messenger RNA. Lineage: Eukaryota; Ciliophora; Oligohymenophorea; Peniculida; Parameciidae. The record is from the annotation of a GenBank genome assembly.